Messenger RNA from Rhizophagus irregularis DAOM 181602=DAOM 197198, 1593 nucleotides. RefSeq lists its product as uncharacterized. The record is from RefSeq and is a predicted model, not a curated record. NCBI's taxonomy places the organism in Eukaryota, Fungi, Glomeromycota, Glomeromycetes, Glomerales, Glomeraceae.
AUGACUUUACUUUAUUUAACGGAUGAUUGUAUUUUUUACAUUUUACAACAACUUCAAAAUGAUCGCUCAACUUUAUUUAAUUGUUUAUUAGUUAAUCGAUUUUGGUGUAAAUCAACGAUUCCCUUACUUUAUGCAAAUCCUUUUGUAAAUAUAACCGAAAAAAAUUACUCGAUAAUUUUGACCUUAAUUUUCUGCUUUAAUAAAGAAGAAACUUUACACUUAAAGAAUGUAUUAGAUAUAAACCAGAUUAAUAAUAUUGAUUUGGACGAGGAAUACAACCCAUUAUUUGAAUAUCCAAAAUACUUAGAAAAAUAUAAUUAUUUUACGAUAAAUUCCGUAAUUAAUAGAUGUUUACUAAAAAAUUGUUUAAAUUUACCAACUUCUCAUAUUAAAAUUUUUGAUAUUACUCCAAUAUUUCAUCGAUCAAUUUUACGUCAAAGUAGAAAUAUUAAACAAUUAGAUAUUUUGUUAUAUUUAUUUUAUAAAGAUAGUUUUAAUAACUUUAAUGUUCAAAAUUUCACUUCAAAUUUAACAAGAUUAAAUUCAUUAUCAUUCAAUUUUCAUUUGGUGGGCUCUGUUUAUAAUGAAAUUGGACAAGAAUUUUUAAGCAAUAUAGCGAAUAUUUGUUUAAAUUUGAGGAAACUAAUAAUUAAGCUUCCUCGAACUCCAAGAUUUUUAUCUCAUCAUGUCACUUCCAAUAAUUUAAUCAAUUCUACUACUUCAGAAAAAUUUUGUACAAUUAUUCAAAAUCAAAACAAACUUAAAAAAUUUAAGAUAAUGAAUUGUUACUCUUCAUUAAAUAAUAUACUUUUAUCUUUAGAAUUUCAAAAGAAUUCCUUAGUUCAUGUUGAAUUUACAAGCACUAACUUUAAUAAUGUUAGUUUAAAGAAUUUAAAAGGUUUAUAUAAUUUAAAAUAUUUAAGAUUUGAAAAUUGUGAAGGUAUAUUAUUAGAUCAAUGUGAGGUUUUAAAUAUUACUUCAUUUAAGUUAAUGAAACUAUCACUUAAGCGUAAUAAUUGGAUUGUUGAUGUUACAUCUUUCAUGAUCAAAUAUUUAGGUGCAUCAUUACAAAGAUUAUUGGUUGAUAAUCCAACAAUACCUCUUAUUGAAAAUGUAUUAAUGUUUUGUUCAAAACUUAUUUUUUUAAAAAUAAGAAUCAAUUACCAUUUUGAUUUAUCAGUGUUACCCUUUUUCAAAAAUUUAAGAAUAAGAAUAUUAAAUAUUAAUAUUACUUCUUAUAAUCCUAAUAAUAUUAAUGAAUUUUUUAUAAAUUUAGCAAAUAAUAUACCUACCAAUAUUAGUAAUAUUUCUAUUUAUAUUUAUUCUCGUAAUUCAAAUAAGUUUUUAAGAUUUAAGGAAUUUUUAGAAAAUUGUCAUAAUGAUUUCAAAAUAAUUAAUUUAAAUCACAUUGUAGAAUUAGAAUUUCUUAAAAUUGUUUUAAAAUAUAUUGAAAGAAGUAACAAUAAUUUAAAAAUUUUUGGUAUGUUGGGAUUAGAUAAAGAAUUUAAUGAUGAGGAAUUAAAUUUAUUGAAUCAAAUUAAAGAUAAAGGGGUUAAAAUAGUGGAAUAUUAUAGCUUUUAUAAUUAUUUAUGA